Messenger RNA from Bactrocera tryoni, 527 nucleotides. RefSeq names its product NADH dehydrogenase [ubiquinone] 1 alpha subcomplex subunit 5 (gene ND-13B). The transcript has 3 exons. The record is from RefSeq and is a predicted model, not a curated record. The coding region runs from base 112 to 480 and encodes 122 amino acids. Lineage: Eukaryota; Metazoa; Arthropoda; Insecta; Diptera; Tephritidae. Gene Ontology annotation, biological process: respiratory electron transport chain.
AUAACAUCACAGAUGGUGGCAUAAUUUAUUUUGCACUGCUGUUUCAAAAUUACUGCUUUUUAACUAUUAUAAAGAGGGUUUAGACAAUUUAAAUCAACCGUACUUUUAAAGAUGGCUUCGAAGUUGACUACUGGAUUGACGGGUUUGGUAGUGGCAAGUAAUCCACAUCACACUUUGAGUGCUCUUUACGGUAAAAUAUUAAGAGCUCUUACCAAAAUGCCUCAGGAUGCUUCGUAUAGAAAAUAUACUGAAAAAGUUGUCCAAAACAGACUAAAAGCGGUAGAAGCGCACAAAGACGUUACCACUUUGGAAAAAGAAAUUGCUUGUGGACAGGUAGAAGAACUAAUCGUACAAGCUGAAAAUGAACUCAUUUUAGCCCGCAAAAUGUUAGGAUGGAAGCCUUGGGAGUCUUUGGUAAAACCAGCACCUCAAAAGCAAUGGAAUUGGCCACCGGCAAAAAUUGACGAACCAAUGAUCUAAAUAAUAAUAUUAUGUUAAUAAAUGUGAUAAAGACUCAUCACAUCACA